CUUGUUUCUUUACCUUUGACAGCUCGAUUGCCGGAACGAAGUUGGUAGUUUUGUAAUGAGUUCUUUGCUUUCAAGGUAGAAUUUAGGAAAGGAUAAAUUAUUUUUUCGUAGUAUUCUUGAGAAUUUAUAUUAAAAGAUGGAGGAUGUUCUUGAAGAGGUUGUUUCUUCUGAUGAUUUAAAGAAAUUUGAACGUAUAUAUAAUGAACAAUUACGUUCAUCAGUAAUAACACAAAAAGCUCAAUUUGAAUAUGCAUGGUGUCUUGUUAGAAGCAAAUAUCCUGCAGAUAUCAGAAAAGGAAUAAUGUUAUUGGAAGAUUUAUAUUGCAAUCAUAGUGAUAGCGAAAAACGAGAUUGUCUUUAUUAUUUAGCCAUUGGAAAUGCUAGAAUAAAGGAAUAUACAAAAGCUUUAGCGUAUGUCAGAUCGUUUCUUCAGGUUGAACCUGGAAAUCAACAAGUACAGCAUCUGGAAACAUUGAUCAAGAAAAAAAUGGAAAAAGAGGGACUUUAUGGUAUGGCCAUUGCAGGAGGAGUUAUUAUUGGUCUUGCAAGUAUUCUCGGCCUCAGCAUUGCUAUGGUCAAAAGAAACUAAUUAUUUCAUGUGAAAAAAUCUGUAACUAUUGUGUGAUGUGAAAUAGUUGCUUUGUACAACGUGUUAUAUAUAAUUUAUUGAUUGAAAUAUCCAAAGAUUUCAUUAAAAAAAGAAAAAAAAAAAAGAAAAAGAAAAAAAGAAAUAGUCAUUUUGUGAAAAUUAAGUAAACCGCGAUGCGAUUCGUAAUGUAGAAUGUCAAAUUUGUUUUUACGAGAAAGAUAAACAAGUCAUACGUACUAAAUAUCAUUUUUGUCGAUAUGUGUAUUAUUUUCCAGAUUUUCGUAAAAUCAUUUGUACUUGUGUAUUAUAAAAUCAUAUGUAAUCUUUUUUUAAAGUGUGAAAAAUAAUUUUUUAAUAAUAAUAUGUUACAUUAA
Messenger RNA from Apis laboriosa (Himalayan honeybee), 963 nucleotides. It is a transcript of the gene Fis1, whose product is annotated as mitochondrial fission 1 protein. Bases 137 to 589 code for a protein of 150 amino acids. Gene Ontology annotation, molecular function: protein binding. The transcript has 4 exons. Gene Ontology annotation, biological process: mitochondrial fission; mitochondrial fragmentation involved in apoptotic process; peroxisome fission. Gene Ontology annotation, cellular component: mitochondrial outer membrane; peroxisomal membrane. Lineage: Eukaryota; Metazoa; Arthropoda; Insecta; Hymenoptera; Apidae. The record is from RefSeq and is a predicted model, not a curated record.